UGCGUAACUGAUAAGAUAAAGAUGCUAGAAAUUGUAUGAAUGGACAGCUAGAACUUACAUCGUAGCCAUAAGCGUUAAAUUUAUCAAAUGUAGUAUAUGUAGUAUAGUAAAACUUACUCUGUAUAAUCAUUUAUUCAAUGCUCAUCGCAAAUGCGCAGGUCUUUAACAGCAAUAACCAAAUUAAACGAAAAAACCGAAAUCGGUUAAUAGCUUUUCUGGCUUAAACUGGCUCUAACCGCUUUUACUAAAAAAGAUACAUAUUUAUUUCCUGAGUUUUAAUCAGUUGUGCACGCGAAAUUUUUUAUAUUAUCAUGAUUUUAGUUAGGCUUGAUUUGAUAGUCCUUGAAAAAUUAUUACAUUUAAUAAGCGUAUUUUCCAACUUCCUGGCACUACACUGCUCAGUACAGUCUCAAUGGAAAUUUCAAGAUAAUGCUUAUGAAGAAACCCAGGAAAAAGUUUAUAUCUUAUUGAAGAAUUUUUGGUUUGUUAGAAUCGUUUGUAGCGCCAUGUACCAUGUACCUAAAAUUACAAAUGUACAUAUAAAUAGUUUUAGAGCUACUACACAUUUCUUGAAUACUUACAUUUUUCUUAUCGGAAUGAAUAACGAUUUCAACAUAUUAUUUCCUGCAUAAGAUAUAUAUACUAACACUUUGUGUGAAUUUUAAUACAGGGCAGUAAAUUCAUUGCCCUGGCUGACUAUACUGCUAUGGGACACUCGGAAGUUUCGAUGCGUGAAGGUGAAACUGUCGAGCUGCUUAAGGUGGGCUGUGCCGGAUGGUGGUAUGUUCGAAUCUUAGAUGCCAAUUCAGAAGGCUGGACCCCAGCCGCGUAUCUGGAAUCAAUCAAUCGAAAAUCUUCACGAUCAUCGAGUCGCAAUCAGGAGCGAAUAAAUUUUGGAUAAUUUUAUAUUCCUUUCUACUAGCACAAUGCUUUUUAGUCGUUUUGCUUUAGCCAAAACCAGAUUCAUCGUGUUCUAUAGAUGCAAGAAUUUUUGUUUCCGAGGCACGUAACAUUUUUGUAGUUAUACGAGAACACAGCUAAUCUCAUUUUACCAAUAUAACAGAACCUUCCAAUAUUUUGGUGCCGCCUAUUUAUUAUUUUCGUUAAAUAUAACAGGACGAGUAUACAUAUUUACAUAUAUAAAUAUUUAUAUCUGUUCAAAAUCACUGCGGGUAAACGGACAAGCUUAAAAUGAUUUUGCUUGAGCCAAUUCGAAUAGGAUAAGUUUUUGCUCUCUAGUUUGUAGACAUCUAUUUAAGCAGUAGAAACCAAUAUAAGAACUAGCUUAAGUAAAUACAUAAAUAUUUCUAAACUUUGCGGACUAUUGAAAUUAUUGUUGAUAUAAAAACAUAUUCGUAUUGCAAUUAAAAAAUAUUCUCCUAUGUAAUGGAUUCUAUUAUAUUUUAGCUUAAAACUAACAUAAUAUGUCAUUGUUAAUAAAUCGAAUC
Molecule: messenger RNA, 1448 nt
Organism: Drosophila miranda
Lineage: Eukaryota; Metazoa; Arthropoda; Insecta; Diptera; Drosophilidae
Product: guanine nucleotide exchange factor DBS-like
Exons: 2
Coding region: 707-901 (64 amino acids)
Molecular function (GO): protein binding
Source: RefSeq, a predicted model, not a curated record